AUGGCAUUCUCUUCAUAUCUAUCUAUCUAUAUCUAUGGCAUUCUCUUAAUAUCUAUCUAUCUAUCUAUGGCAUUCUCUUCAUAUCUAUCUAUCUAUAUCUAUGGCAUUCUCUUAAUAUCUAUCUAUCUAUCUAUGGCAUUCUCUUCAUAUCUAUCUAUCUAUCUAUGCCAUUCUCUUCAUAUCUAUCUAUCUAUCUAUGCCAUUCUCUUCAUAUCAAUCUAUCUAUCUAUGGCAUUCUCUUCAUAUCUAUCUAUCUAUCUAUGGCAUUCUCUUCAUAUCUAUCUAUCUAUCUAUCUAUCUAUGCCAUUCUCUUCAUAUCUAUCUAUCUAUGCCAUUCUCUUCAUAUCUAUCUAUCUAUGGCAUUCUCUUCAUAUCUAUCUAUCUAUCUAUGGCAUUCUCUUCAUAUCUAUCUAUCUAUGGCAUUCUCUUCAUAUCUAUCUAUCUAUGGCAUUCCCUUCAUAUCUAUCUAUCUAUAUCUAUGGCAUUCUCUUAUCUAUCUAUCUAUCUAUCUAUCUAUCUAUCUAUCUAUCAUCUAUCUAUCUAUGGCUUUUUCCCUUCAUAUCUAUCUAUCUAUAUCCAUGGUUCUCUUAA
Acanthosepion pharaonis is the source of this 591-nucleotide messenger RNA. NCBI's taxonomy places the organism in Eukaryota, Metazoa, Mollusca, Cephalopoda, Sepiida, Sepiidae. The record is from the annotation of a GenBank genome assembly.